This is a messenger RNA of Zophobas morio, 3346 nucleotides long. RefSeq lists its product as uncharacterized. Gene Ontology annotation, molecular function: serine-type endopeptidase activity. The transcript has 18 exons. The record is from RefSeq and is a predicted model, not a curated record. Bases 553 to 3237 code for a protein of 894 amino acids. Gene Ontology annotation, biological process: proteolysis. NCBI's taxonomy places the organism in Eukaryota, Metazoa, Arthropoda, Insecta, Coleoptera, Tenebrionidae.
AUGUCAUGAACCUGAUUGUUUAAGAUACCGAGGCAUUAUUAUAAAAAAGACUUAUCUAUUACUCUUACGACUGUUAGAAUGUUUGCGAUCAUUUUGUGUUCGGGUUUACCAUACCCAAGUUAGAAACGUGUAUCUUAUAGGUGUAGACACCGCCAUUCACAGGUUAUGUUUUUGCGUUCUGGAGUAACUCUCAUUUCAAUCCGGUUUUUCAAGGAUUUCAAUCAUUAUAUUAUUGCAUUCUAGCUUAUGUAUGAUAGUGAACUGAUGUUUUAUUGAACCUUAGCGCCAAAUGUCAAAUCAAAAAUCGUUUCUAAUUUUAAAAAUUAUCGUCAACAAUAAAGUCUUAAAUAAAAAAAGUUCGACAGAGUGUUGAAAUAUUAAUCGUUACUUUGCGUACUACCGGAAUUACCACUUGAUUCAAUAUUCUUGUAUAUUUUAUGGGAAAACCUAAUAAACAUGUCAGCAAUGAGAAUCGAUGGUCUCCGUAAAUAAAAUUGCGUACCUACUCUCUUCGGUUUGUUUGUUUUUUAUCACGAGUUUUAUGCUUUUAAAAUGUGUGGUGCUCUCCUGUUUUUCAUCAAAGUUUUUAGUUUGUGCAUUUUGGUAAGCGAUUCCAACUGUACCCAAUGGAUUACCGCCAACUAUACCAGAGUAUCGCGCCAAGCUCGUCCCUCCAGUUGCACCCUUCCACCGUACCCAGAAUUUGGUCGAUGGACUAUUUACGAAGUUUCAUCUCAAAAGCCUCCUGGAGAACUGGUUCCGCCGGGAACAGUUUUAGAAGUGAGUUGCGAUACAAAUCAUAAACUCGAUUCCCACGAAAUUGUCACCUGCAUUCGUGGAGUGUGGAGACCCGAAAUUGGGAAUUGUUUACGCACGUGUCCCACGAUAAACAGUACUGUUAUUAUGACGGUGAGUUGCACCUUCAACGAACAAAGGUUAAAAUCUUGUGCUGAUCCUUUUGACGGAACGAUCGCAAGAUUUCAGUGUGCUCGCUAUUUCGAAAAUCAGGGCCAAGAAAAAGAUCCCUUUCGCUUAUGCUCCAACGGAAAAUGGUCUGGUAGCUGGCCGACCUGCGUACCACGAUGCGGCCAACCAGUGCUUAGAAAAGAACCCACACUGAUUGUUGGCGGAAAUGAAACACAAAAACGCGAGUACCCUUGGCAGGUCGCAUUAUAUAGUGCGUUUAAUAAAGAAUUACUUUGCGGUGGAACCUUAUUAAAUCAGAGAGUUGUCCUAACAGCGGCACACUGUAUAACAGAUAAUAAAGGCAAACUGCUACCAAAAGAAAACUACGUAGUUGCCGUUGGUAAAUAUUUUCGCAAAUACGAUCACCCGGACGAUGCUGAAGAUGCACAGUUUUCUUCUGUGUACGACACCUAUAUUCCUCGACAGUAUAAGGCACAGGUUCAGCAUUAUUUUGGCGAUGUUGGUAUUAUAGUUACGACGAAAAUUUUUGACAUUUCUGCCAGCGUUCGACCUAUAUGUGUUAUGUGGGAGUCAAAGCGCCAUCAAGUGCUGGCAGAUCCUAGCAGACAGAAAUAUGCUUACGUUAGCGGCUGGGGUUACACUAUAGAACACAAAAAUCUUUCUGAUGCUCUUAGAUACUUAAAAGUCCCGCUUAUCACCGACGAUGAUUGCAACGAAAAAUUAUCUGAAGACCUCAUCGAAUACAUGACUGACGAUAAGUUGUGUGCUGGGUUUUUAAAUUCUAGCACUUCUGUGUGUAAAGGUGAUAGCGGUGGAGGUCUGGUGGCCAAAUACAAAGAACGUUAUUACAUUAUCGGAAUUGUCAGCAUUUCGCCCCAAUCAGAAUCGGCGUAUGGUGGCUGUAACAGUCAAACAUAUACUCUCUACACCAGGUUUUCAUACUACAUUGAAAGCUUCAUCCUGGAAAAGGAAGCUCGGUUUAGACCUCGUCUGGACUGUCAAGAUCCUCUUAAUUGUGAUGUCGAAAUCCGAUCAACUACGCCAACACAACCUACAACAGAAGUUGUUACAGAAUCAUCUGAGAGUACCCGUUGCACUUUACCUACUCAUCCCGAAUCUGGAAAAUGGAAUAUCAUUGCAGGAUCUGUACUUCAAUCUGGAUCGUCAGUAACAGUGGGGACCGUCUUAAAACUCGAAUGUAACAAAGGUUUUAAGAUGGAUGGUCAAAAUUUAAUACAUUGUGACAAAGAUAAGUGGUCAUCUGAACCUGGUCGUUGCUUGAAAAUUUGUCCACCGAGAGUAAAUACUGCAACUAUGAAAGUUACAUGUAUCUACAGGGAGAAAGAAAUUGAAAACUGUAAUGAACCACUUGAAGGCAGUAUCGCUAAAUUUCGGUGUGCCCCGUUUUACGAAGAUUCACAGUUAAAGAGAAGACCCAUUCAUAUUUGCAACGAUGGUACGUGGGACCAGCAACUUCCCCAGUGUGAACCAAUUUGUGGCCAAAAAACGGUAGAAGCUACUCAGUUAAUUGUAGGUGGAACUAAUGUGACCAAAGGAGAUUACCCGUGGAACGUGGCUUUAUACACCAACGAUCAGAAGGAAUUUAUAUGUAGUGGUUCACUAAUAAGUCAAAGAAUCGUGGUUACAGCUGCCCAUUGCAUUGCUGACGAAGGCGGAAAAGUACUUGACAAAAACAACUAUAUCAUAGCUGUUGGAAAAUACUACAGAAAUUAUGGUCAGAUUGAAGAUCCCGAAACACGAUUAUCACAGGUGAAAGCCAUGUUUGUUCCCGAAACUUAUAAAGGUAGUAGUCAAAACUAUAUGAGUGAUAUUGGCAUAUUAGUGUCUAAAAAAACUUUUACCCUUUCACGAAGAAUUCAGCCUGUGUGCUUAGACGUAAGUCAAAAUUACAAUCUAGCUACAGGCGAAAUGGGCUACGUGACCGGAUGGGGUGACACUAGUAAUGAAUCCAGUAUCGCAUCAGCAGUUCUGAAAGAACUAAAAGUGCCUUCGGUUUCUUUAUCUGAGUGUAGAACUAAUUUACCAGAAGACUUCGAGGUGUAUCUUACGUCUGACAAAAUGUGUGCUGGAUAUUUGAGAAAGGGAGAAUCAAUAUGCAGAGGCGAUGAUGGUGGAGGAUUGGUAUUUAAACAUAAUGGCAGAUAUUAUCUUACUGCAGUCACCAGUCUUUCUCCUGCUUCGUUCAGUGAUAGGAGGGACUGUAAUAGCCAGAACUAUGGUCUCUACACUAAAGUUUCAAGUUAUUUAAAUUCUUUUAUUUUGUCAAAGUUAGCUGAAUAUAACAGCUAAGUUUAAGUGUAAUAACGACUAAUAAGAGUUCUAUCACUUUUUGUGAACAGAUCAGCUAGAUUCUAAUUGGUUUUUAUUGUAUUAUUUGAACUUAGGUAUUAAACGAAAA